Molecule: messenger RNA, 1395 nt
Organism: Apiotrichum porosum
Lineage: Eukaryota; Fungi; Basidiomycota; Tremellomycetes; Trichosporonales; Trichosporonaceae
Exons: 5
Coding region: 1-1395 (464 amino acids)
Biological process (GO): base-excision repair
Cellular component (GO): nucleus; mitochondrion
Molecular function (GO): phosphoric diester hydrolase activity; DNA-(apurinic or apyrimidinic site) endonuclease activity; DNA binding
Source: RefSeq, a predicted model, not a curated record
AUGCCACCCCGUCGCGCUGCCUCCACCAAGACCGCACCCAAGCGCGACCGCUCGUCCUCUCUCUCGGACUACUCUGAACCAGAGUCCAAGCCCGAGCCCAAGAAGCGCGCCCCUCCCAAGGCCAAGGCCAAGGCCACGGCCACGACCACAGCUAAACCCAAGGCCGCCAAAGCUGCCAAGUUCCCUCCACCCGGGCUCGACGCUGCGUCGCACCCGGCCCGCUCUGGACUGCCAGCGUUCCAGUUCACCGAGACCAAGGAGAAUGGUGCCAUUGGCCCGCGUGAUCCCUCUUUGCCCCUCUUCGUGGGCGCACACGUCAGCAUGGCUGGUGGACCGGCGACGGCCCUCCUGCGGGCUUCCAAGGCCGGCGCAAACGGUCUGGCGCUGUUUGUGAAGAGCCAGAGGAAAUGGGCUUCAAAGGACUAUGAGCCCGAGGUGAUCGAGCAGUGGAAGGAGCUCGCCAAGAGCAAAGACGAUGGCGGAAUGGGAUACAACCCCGAGUCGAUCCUCGUGCACGGCGGAUACCUCAUCAACCUCUCAAACAACGACGAGACCAAGUGGAACCAGUCGUAUGAGUGUUUCCGCGACGACAUUCACAGGUGUCACCAGCUUGGUAUCAAGCUGUACAACUGGCACCCCGGAUCGACUCUUGGCAACAUUUCCAAAGAGGAAGGGUACAAGCUCGUUGCAAAGGGUAUCAACAAGGUGCACAAGGACGUCCCAGAGGUCAUUACCGUCAUUGAGAACAUGGCCAACGCCGGCUCCAACAUUCUUGGCACUGCGUUUGCCGACCUGAAGGGCAUGAUCGACCUGGUCGAGGACAAGUCUCGCGUCCGUGUAUGCCUGGAUACCUGCCACACGUUUGCUGCGGGCUACGACCUGCGCACCCCCGAGGCCUACGCUGCAACUAUGAAGGAGUUUGACGAGGUCGUGGGCAACAAGUAUCUCGGUGGCAUCCACCUGAACGACUCCAAGACCGACCUCGGCUCCAACAAGGACCUGCACGAGAACAUUGGCUUGGGACAAAUUGGCCUCGACGGCUUCCGCCAGCUCAUGCGCGACCCGCUCAUGGUCGGUAUCCCCAUUGUCCUCGAGACACCCUCGGGCCCCGCAGGCGCAGUCGAGAAUGGCGACCUGGAGAUUUGGGCCAAGGAGAUCAAGCUCCUGUAUGAGAUCCAGGCCAUCUCCGAUGACGAGUGGGAGACCAAAAAGGUGGACAUUGAAGCGCGCUGGCGUAAAGAGCGCGACGCCAUCUCCCCGCCCAAGGAGACUACCAAGAAGGCUGCCCCUGCCAAAAAGGCUGCUCCUGCCAAGAAGGCCGCAGCGCCGAAGAAGGCCAGCAAGAAAAAGGUGGUCGAGAGUGAGAGCGAGAUGAGUGACGGGGACAGCGAGUAA